Molecule: messenger RNA, 2799 nt
Organism: Paramecium tetraurelia
Lineage: Eukaryota; Ciliophora; Oligohymenophorea; Peniculida; Parameciidae
Exons: 4
Source: RefSeq, a predicted model, not a curated record
AUGCUACCUAAAAAUCCUGUUAGUGAUAUUAGUACUCUUGUGUUGAAACAAUAUAAGAAAAUGUAUGAAGAAAUCUGCUUAAGGUUCAAAUUUGAGAAGGAAGCAUCAUCUAAAGAACUUGAAAUUUGGAAAGAUAAAUACGAAACUCUGUAAAAAAGAUGGGAUACUCUUAAUUAAUUAAAAGAGAAAUAAGAUGGAAAGACUAAGUAAGAUAUCAAUGAUUCUAAGACCCUAAAUUAAGUGCCUAAAACAUCUGGACAUUAAUAAACUUCUUUAUUACCAAAUACAGAAAAAUAAUAAUUUUAGAUCUUAGUUCAAUAACUUAAUGAAUAAAUUGCCAAAUAAAAAAAAUAAAUCUAAGAAUUGAGUGAUAGAAAUGAAAAGCAUUCUAUUGACAAUAAAAAAUUAGAAAUUGAAAAUAAAAAAUAUUCUGAAUAAUUAAAUCAAUUUAGAAAGACAUCUCACCAUAAAUUUAAUGAUUAAUAAAUGCUGCAAUAUGAGGAAAAUGUUUAAAAAUUUAUUUAAACAAUUGAUGAGAUGAAACAAGAAAAAAAUAGUUUUGAAAAACAAAUAGAGAAAUUAACCAAAGAAAACUAAUCCUUAUAAUAAUCUAAUGAUGAAUUAAAAAAAUCAAUUCAAGAGCAUGAUAAGGGUCAGCAACAUAAAAAUUAGUUUUAAUUAUAAAUAAGCGAAUUAGGAUUAAAAAAUAAUCAAUUAGAAAAAUUAGUUAAAGAUUUAGAAAAACAAUCAUAGCAUCAAUAAGACCUAUCCAAAUAGACUGCUAAAUAAAUGGAUGAUAAACAAUAAGAAAUCUAAUCACUCUAAAACAAAGUCUAGGAAUAUUAAAAAGAACUAUCAAACUUAAAUCAACUCUAAGAUGUUUAUAAUGAAUAAUAAUUACAACUUUAAUAGUUGGCUCAAGUGAUACAAGAAUUGGAAGGAAAACUUUCAGAAUCUACAAAUCCUUAAUCAUAUGAAUCAGAAAUUAAAUAAAUAUCGAUCAAAUAUGAUGAUUUAUAUUAAUAAUAUACUGACCUAUAAACUCAAGAUAUCAUGAAAUAAGAAUGGCUUAACUUACAAAAAUCUUAGCUUGAAGAUCUCAAAUAAGAGAAUGAUUAAUUAAGUCAAAAAAUUGAAGAAUUGCAAAAAUAAAAUGAUGUUUUGAUUGGUCAAAUUGAAAUACAAAAAGAUGAAACCAAACUAUCAUCCAGUCAAUUAUAAGAUUAAAUUAAUUCUUAUGAACACAUAGUUUCAGAUAAGAAUGAAGAAAUCCAUAAAUUAAAAGUAGAAUUAACAAAAUAAAAAUGUAGUUUAAAAAAUGAUGAUUAUGAAGAAAAGAUUUAAUAAUUGAAGACAUAAUAUGAGAAAUUGGAAUCUGAAUCCAAAAUGAAAAUAGAAUGGAUGGAAAUUCAAAAUACUGAACUUGAGGAAACUAUUAAUGAAUAUGAAAAAAAAAUAUAAAACUUUGUGGAAUAAUUAAAUCAAAUAAACAAAAAUAAUCCAGAAGAUCAAUCCUAAAAGAUUACUGAACUUAAGGAACAUCUCCAAUAGUAUGAACUUAUUGUUAACAAUAAAAAUUUUGAAAUCGAUGAAUUAAAGAAGUAAAUCAAAGAAAUCAAUUAAAAAUAAAAUGAUGAAGACUUUGAAAAGAAGUAUUUAAAUUUAAAAACUUAAUUUGAAAAAUUAGAAACCGAAAAUCAAAUGAAGUAGUAAUGGUAGAAUAUUUAAGAAGAGGAACAAUAAGAAUAAAUCAAUACAUUAAAUGCAUAGAUAGUUGAAUUAAAUGAUUAAUUGAAUUCAACCUAAAAUUUAUACUUAAAAUUGCAAACCGAUUUAUAACAGGAAGUUGAUAAAAAUGAAUAAUUGUCCAAAUAAUCUUAAUAACAUUUGUUGGAUAUUUAGAAUUCAUUUAAUUCUGGAAAUAUAAGAAAUGCCUUGAGAAAAUCAAUUAAAAAAGAGGAAUCAUUUGAAGAUGAAGCUAAUAUAAAAAAAAAUGCUGAUGAGAAAUGCAUUAAUGAUCUCAAAGAAAAGAUUCAAACUUUGAAUGAAGAAUUAGGCGAAUAUGAAGAGAAUCAAUCUAAUUUGCAACAAUAAAUUGGAGAAUUGACUGAAUAGAAAAACAAAAUUCAAUUGCAAUAUGAAGAAAUGUAUAAUUAUUACUCAAAGGCUUACGAUUAAAUAUAAAAUUUUAUAACUUAAGUUGAAGAUCUUAACAAAAUUAUUUUGGAUAAGGAAAAUUAAAUAGUUGAAAAUUAAUAUUAGAUACAAUAACUUGAGGAUCAAUUAUUAUAAAUGAAUGAAAUAAACAAGGAUGCUUACACUGAAAAUCAGGAUAUUAAUUAGAUGAAGGCAUUUUAUGAAUAAAGGUUCCUAGAGUAGGAAACCCUCAUUCAAAAUUUAUAAUAAUAAUUAGAAUAAACCUCUGAUCAAGAAUAUUAUUAGAAAAUGAACUAAAUAUUACAUGAGAACGAGGAACUAAAACAAUUGAGAAGUGAAAAUUAAGAAGAAUUAAAUAAAAAGGAUUAAUUGAUAGAGGAAUUAUAAAUGUAAAUGUUAUCAUAGUCUUAGGUAACAGGAAGCUCAGAUCUGUAAGAAAGAAAAAGAAGAUAAGAAUUAUUGGAUAAAGUAAAAGAUGACAAAUCUGAAAAGUCUGAAUCCUCAAAUGAACAAUUGGUUAAGAAGAUUGGGAAAAAGACCUCUGGGGCAAGUGCGAAGUUAUCUCUAAAAUUAGAUUAUAAUCAAGAUGGAUCUAAAUAAACAAAACCUAAAAGUGCAACGAGUUUAGAUUUUCAAGAGUGA